Messenger RNA from Cucumis sativus (cucumber), 1066 nucleotides. RefSeq lists its product as uncharacterized. Gene Ontology annotation, molecular function: ubiquitin-protein transferase activity; zinc ion binding. The transcript is spliced from 7 exons. Bases 139 to 837 code for a protein of 232 amino acids. The record is from RefSeq and is a predicted model, not a curated record. Gene Ontology annotation, biological process: protein ubiquitination. Gene Ontology annotation, cellular component: membrane. Lineage: Eukaryota; Viridiplantae; Streptophyta; Magnoliopsida; Cucurbitales; Cucurbitaceae.
UCCUUUUUAUUUAAAGCUCAAAAUCCACAAAUGAAGGAAGCAAAUCGAAAAUUUGACAAUACAGACACUCAGUUUUCUUCUUUACAAUAAAAACAGAGGAAAACAACAAAGAUUGAUACGGAAAAAUAAGAGAAGAGGAUGGAGGAAGUAUUUGUAUAUGUGGAGGAGUUUCCAUUUCAAACGUCCUACGACGUUUCGCGCUGUAGGAUUUGCCACGAAGAAGAAUUCGAAAGCCCUCUCCAACUUGAAGCCCCCUGUUCUUGUUCAGGUACCAUUAAGUUUGCUCAUAGAGAUUGUAUUCAGAGAUGGUGCAGCGAAAAAGGCAGCACGGUUUGUGAAAUUUGUCUCCAGAAUUACGAACCUGGAUAUACUGCACCUUCUAAGAAGCCUCAUCACGCCGAUCCUCCAAGUGUCACCCUUAGGGAUGGUGUGGAAAUCCCGAGAAGCGAGGACGAAGAGACGGCAGAGCCGGCAUCGUCACCCGAUGACGACAGCGCGUCCGUCUCCGCCUGCUCCACCACCGCUGACCGUGGUGCCUCCUGCUGUAAAUCAGUCGCUCUUACUUUUACUUUAGUGUUGUUGGUGAGACAUUUCUAUGAUGUGGUUGCUGUUGGCACUGCUGAUUAUCCAUUUACACUUGCCACUGUGCUUAUUUUAAGAGCCAGUGGAAUUAUUUUUCCUAUGUACGUGAUAAUUCGAACGGUUACUGCUAUUCAAAACAGUGUUCGUCGAAAUCGGUAUCAGUAUCGAUAUCGGAAUCACGAGGAUUCUGAUGAUGAUGAUGAUGAUAUUUCCAGCUUUGAAGAUGAUGAUAGAAGACUGCAUCAUAUUGUCUAAGCUUUAUACAGACACUCAUUAUUUGUUACAUUUUUUUAAAAAAGGAAAAUUAUUUGAACUAACUCAACACAUCAUAGAUUCUUCACUUUGUCAAUAUUUUCCCCCUAAUUCAAUGUAAUUUUAUCUCAAUAAUGGAAGGAAAAAAAAUAGAAAUCUUUUCUUUUUUUCAAUCUGUGCAAACACUUUCAGAUUGUAAUAUUCAAUGGUAAAAUUUCAAUUUUUUUGUUAA